UUGUCAUUUUCUCACUCUCUCUCUCUCUCUCUCUCUCUAGAACACAGAGUAUGUCCCCAGAGCAACUGCUGCUGUCGCUGCAACUUGCUCCUAAGCUCCUUCUUCUUCUUCUCAAACGCUGUCGUUGCUUCUUCUGCCUGCGAAUGUUGAAUUCGGCCUUGCUCUUCGUCUCUCUUCCAAGCACAUUGUGAUCUGGCUCUUUGAUCCAUUCAUUCCGUAUAAUAUAAUAUAUGCACACACUAUAGAUAUUCAGUAAUUGCUAUUUUUGGAAUUUUGAUUUGAAGUGUAAGGAGUUCAGCUGGCAUUACAUUUAGUUGUGGUCUUCGAGUGCUCCUUUAGGUUUUCAUUUUUAGUUGGAGGCUGCAUAUCUUCUCACAUUUUGCAGAUAAAAAAGAAAGGCAAAUCAUUUGAAUCUCCACAUGGAGCAAUAUGAAAUACUCGAGCAGAUAGGCAAGGGGUCAUUUGGUUCAGCUCUUCUCGUGAGGCAUAAACAUGAAAAGAAGAAAUAUGUGCUAAAAAAGAUUCGCCUAGCCCGGCAGACUGACAGGUCACGGCGAUCUGCGCAUCAAGAGAAGGAGCUCAUUUCUAGAAUACGAAAUCCAUUUAUUGUAGAAUACAAAGAUUCCUGGGUAGAGAAGGGUUGCUAUGUUUGCAUUAUCAUAGGUUAUUGUGAAGGAGGAGACAUGGCAGAAGCCAUAAAGAAAGCUAAUGGAGUGCUUUUCCCAGAAGAGAAGCUCUGUAAGUGGCUUGUGCAACUUCUAAUGGCACUUGACUACUUGCAUAUGAAUCAUAUUCUUCAUCGUGAUGUCAAGUGUUCAAAUAUCUUUUUGACAAAAGAACAAGACAUUCGUCUUGGUGAUUUUGGACUUGCCAAAAUAUUGACUUCAGAUGACUUUACUUCCUCUGUUGUGGGGACUCCAAGUUACAUGUGUCCUGAACUUCUCACUGAUAUACCUUAUGGUUCAAAAUCAGAUAUUUGGUCAUUGGGAUGCUGUAUAUACGAAAUGACUGCUCUGAAGCCUGCAUUUAAAGCUUUUGAUAUGCAAGCUCUGAUUAACAAGAUAAAUAAAUCAAUAGUUGCUCCACUUCCAACUAAAUAUUCUGGUGCUUUCCGAGGCCUUGUCAAAAGCAUGCUGCGGAAGAACCCAGAGCUUAGGCCAAGUGCUGCAGAGCUUCUCCGGCAACCAUAUCUUGAGCCUUAUGUUCUCAAGGUUCAUCUCAAGAUUAAUAGCCCUAGACACAACGCAUUACCUUUCCAGUGGCCUGAAUCCAAUUACAUAAAGAAAACACGAUUUGCAGAUCCAGAAGAUCUUCCUCUUAAAUCUGACAGGAAGAAGCGACAUUCAUUCAGCAACAACAGGGCAUUAAACCCAAAUAUAUCUGCAGUAGAGCAAGACCUUGUGUGUUCUAUGAAAGGAAUACAUCGUAGGCUAUCAGAAUUAUCCCUUGGCAGUAGCAAUGAAGGAACAGUUAUUUGUAAACCAAUCACUGCUUCAAAACCUUCAAAUAUUGCCAAGACUUCUAAACUUGCUCCCACAAAAGCUUCUGUAACAACUAGGCGACGAACUGAGCCUGUGAAAAAACGUGAAUCUCUUCCUAUUGUGCGCACUCCAACAAAAAAAUCAGUCCCUACAAAUCGCAGAACAUCUUUCCCUUUGCCAACAAAAUCUACAAAUAUUGGAAUCCUUCAUAAUAUAAAAUCUCCAGAUGUCUCUGUCAAUGCUCCUCGAAUUGACAAGAUAGCUGAAUUCCCAUUAGCUUCAUAUGAAGAGGCAUUCUUUCCUAUCAGGAGAACUUCGUCAACUUCAGCUCAAGCAUCAUGUGGCACCCCACAUCAUGGUGACCGCUCAAUCACAAAGGACAAAUGCACAAUUCAGGUUGACAGAGUCUCUGCCAAGCCCAACUUUACUGAUGCAUGGCAAGGAAUCGAACAUGGCAUGUUUCAGGUAGAGGAAGAGGAAGGAAGCAAUUCAUCUAAUCAAAAUGCAACAGCAGGUGCAUCGAGCCAUACGUCAUCGGACACAAGGCGCCAUAGGUUUGACACUUCAUCAUUCCAGCAACGUGCUGAAGCUCUGGAAGGGCUGCUUGAAUUUAGCGCAAGAUUACUGCAAGAGGAAAGGUAUGAAGAGCUUGGCGUGCUACUAAAGCCUUUUGGGCCUGGAAAGGCUUCCCCCAGGGAAACUGCUAUAUGGUUGACAAAAAGCUUCAAGGAGAAUACUCUCAAACCUGAAGAUUUAUAGCAACUGAUUCACUGUGUACCAUAUUAGUAGUUGUGACAGUUUUAGAGCUCGAUCUAUCAGCUUUUCAUAAAUGAUCUAAGGAGAGUCUCUAGAUACUUGGGCAGAUGCUUUUUAGGUUGUAAAUUUCAAUGUCCCUCUUCUUAUUCAGGAAUUGAUAGAUCAUGGAAAAAUUUGCGGUUAUUUAUCUUUGAAUUUUUUUUUUUUUUUAGAUUUGAAAGGGAAUAGAUGCAAUCAGCGUUUAAACCUUGAUAUCUUGUAAUACGACGUAGACACUUGGCAAUCGGCUUAUCAUUCAAUCUAUGUGGAUUUAAUUUA
Molecule: messenger RNA, 2555 nt
Organism: Hevea brasiliensis (rubber tree)
Lineage: Eukaryota; Viridiplantae; Streptophyta; Magnoliopsida; Malpighiales; Euphorbiaceae
Product: serine/threonine-protein kinase Nek1
Exons: 17
Coding region: 420-2240 (606 amino acids)
Biological process (GO): protein phosphorylation
Molecular function (GO): protein kinase activity; ATP binding
Source: RefSeq, a predicted model, not a curated record